AUGGCCACCUCGCGCGAACAUGGGGGUUUCCACAUCGACACAGUCGCCCGCAUCAUCCGCAACACCCUGCUCAACGAGUGGCUCGCGCUGCCCACCGCGGCAGUAAUCGCCUGGCUGCGCAAGCCCUCCUCCAUCGCCUAUCUCCGGCGCGCGCUCUGGUACGCCGGGCGCUACGACAUCCGGCUCGCCUACCUGCGCCUGACCUGGCUGGGCCGCGCGUCCCUCUACCUCGGCGCUGCCGGCCUGCUGCUGUCGGCCAACAGCCUCCUCAACAAAUGGGCCGCCAACAACUGGACCGCCUCCCGGCCCGGCGAGUGGGCCCACUGGGAGCGCGAGGUCGUCGUGGUCACGGGUGGCAGCGGCGGGCUCGGCGCCCAGAUCGUCCGCGACUUGCUGGCGCGCAACCCGCGCACGCGGAUUGUGGUUAUUGACUUUGCGCCGCUCUCGUGGAAGCCGCCCGCCGGCGCGCUGGGGCGCAACCUGCACUACUACCAGGCGGACCUGUCCAAGCCGGAUGCGAUCCGCGCCGUGUGCGAGCGCGUGCGCGCUGAGGUCGGCCAUCCGACGGUGCUGGUCAACAAUGCAGGGCUGGUACGCGGGUUUGGGAUUAUUGAGGGGUCGUAUGCCGAUGUGGAGGUUACGAUGAAGACGAACUUGACGGCACCGUUUUUGUUGAUAAAGGAGUUUCUCCCGGAGAUGGUCAAGAACAACCACGGCCAUAUCGUCAACGUGUGCUCGACUAGCGCGCUCAUGCCGUCCCCGGAUAUCGUGGACUACUCGGCCAGCAAAGCCGGGAUACAGGCGUUGCACGAGGGUUUAGCGAACGAGUUGCGGUCUCGGUACAACGCGCCGAGGGUGAGGCUGACGAAUGGAGUGUUCAACUUUAUCCGGACGCCGUUGCUGAGCGGGAACCCGUCGCAGCCGCAGUUCUUUGCACCGAUCUUGCAUGUCGAGACGGUGAGCGAGGCUAUAGUCAAUGCGCUGUAUAGCGGGUACGGGAGUGUGAUUUAUCUUCCCGGGAUCAUGAGAUAUGUCGCCAUGCUGAGGGCCGCUCCUGAGUGGUUCAUGCACACUGUCAUGGCAAACCACACGGCUCACCUAGCCGUCGAGUUCAAAGGACGGCAGCAUAUUGACGAGACAGGAGGGGUUCAAGUCGUUAAUAGGAGUCGCUAA
This is a messenger RNA of Chaetomium globosum CBS 148.51, 1173 nucleotides long. RefSeq lists its product as uncharacterized. The record is from RefSeq and is a predicted model, not a curated record. Gene Ontology annotation, molecular function: oxidoreductase activity, acting on the CH-OH group of donors, NAD or NADP as acceptor. NCBI's taxonomy places the organism in Eukaryota, Fungi, Ascomycota, Sordariomycetes, Sordariales, Chaetomiaceae. The transcript has 2 exons. The coding region runs from base 1 to 1173 and encodes 390 amino acids.